UGACCAACCGAUCGGAAGUUCGCGUCCACGCCGCCCUGCUCCUCCGUCGCCGCCGGCUCGGCGGCUGACCCCCGCGCCGCCGCACCAGCUGCGCGCGCGCGCGCGCGCGCCCCCACCACCGCGGCCUCUCCCUCCCACGCGCAGAGGGCACGGGCAGAGGCCGCCGCGGCGCCGUACUCGCCGGCGCUUCGUCGGCCUCGGCCUCGGGUCGAGGCCGGUGGCGGGGCCUCGUCAGAUCGCCCCCCUUCCUGUGCAGCGUGCUCUGCUGUGUGUGCGUGUGUGUGGCAAUGGCGUUGAUGCGGCGGAGAGUCGGGGGCUACAUUUGCUCGGAGCUGUGUGGCUCGGUUAUGAAUCAGAGGCUGUACUCUUCGAGGGUGGACUGGAAGCAGCUUCGGCCUAUGAUCCUCAAGAGGAUAAAGAACCGGGCAAAGGAGUAUCCAAUCAAGCGCAUGAUUCCAGUAGCGGAGGAGGUAGUCAAGGCUAGAGAGAUUGUCACCAAAGGUGUCUCGACGCUGCUUCAAGUUGUUCCCAUACAUUCAUGCAAGUUUUGUCCCGAAGUUCAUAUUGGAGCUGUAGGGCAUGAGAUGCAAUCCUGUCAUGGUUUCAAGCGUAUGAUCAAGAACCAGCCGCAUAAAUGGGGUCCAGGAUGCUUGAAUGACAUCCUUAUCCCUGUUGAAUCCUUCCACCUGGAAAACACGUUCCAGGAUGAGAUAAAACAUGACCAGAGGUUUGAUUUCCCUCGUGUCCCAGCGGUACUCGAGCUCUGCCAUCAGGCAGGUGCAGAUAUACCUGAUGAAGUUUGGCAUAGGAGUGGCACGUCAUCUGCAAUAGUCAGAGAAAAUGAUGAAAAACCUGCUGCUUUUUUGCCAGAAGAGCUUAGAUUCAUAGGUCAGAGGACAAUAGAAGCAUGGGAAAGGCUUAGAUUAGGUGUGACAAAACUCCUAUUGGUUUACCCAUCCAAAGUGUGUGAGCGUUGCUCUGAAGUGCAUGUUGGGCUGUCAGGGCACAAGGCCAGAAUGUGUGGGGUAUUCAAGUUCGAGGGCUGGCGUGGUAAACACAAGUGGAAGAAAGCCGAUGUGGAUGACCUAGUUCCUCCAAAGAUUGUUUGGCACCAGCGACCUCAUGAUCCACCGGUUCUGGUCGACGCUGGGAGAGACUAUUAUGGUCAUGCACCUGCGGUCAUUGAGCUUUGUAUGCAAGUGGGCGCAAGAGCACCCCCAAAAUACCAUUGCAUGAUGAAGGCGCAAGGCCUAGCACCGCCAAUUAAAUGAGGCCAGGGGAUCUAAGGAGUUGAUUGCCAAAUUAGAUCAGCACCAUGAUGUUAUACAGGAAUUGUACAGAUCAGACAUCAAAAGACCAAUGCAGAGAAACUCCAAGGUUGCAAAUGUUGUGAUUUUGCCCAAGACAUUAGUUCUUUGAAGACUGCAUGUUAUCAGAAUUCAGGAGGUCAGAACUAACACAAUUAUUUAUACCCAUUGAUCUGAGUGAGAGCCCUCAGAUGAUAACAAGGGAAAAUUGUUUCUGUGGACAACUUCGUGCAUGGUAAUUUAUCGACUAUCAGCAUUGUUAAGUAUUCAGAGCGAUUACUUUGCUGCCCUUUCAUUUGUUCAUCCUCCAUCAUUUGCCAAGAAUACGGGUGGAAGGGCUUUAUGAGCCUGCUGUUUGGUCUUCUUCUCCUCUGCUUGACUACUGUAACAUCAUUGGUUUCUGCUGUUUUGUGUAAACUUUCUCACAUUACCUAGACAUCCUUAUAGGCAGUUCUGUUAUAAGUUAGCCAUGUAGAGACGCCUUGUUGCAAGCUGCAACAUAUGGUGUGGAACAUCACAGAGGAAUGUAAUAUCACUUGCUGUAUUGUAAGCCCUAGUCAAAAUCCCUCCUUGAAGCUGUAAUCUGUGUACAGAUUUUUACCUGGGGCUCCUUUUGCUGUGCCAAUAAUUACAGCCACGUUGGCUGAUUUUUUUUUUCUGGAGAUAAAUGAAUGGAUGGUGAAGUUUUUGUUCUUUGUA
This is a messenger RNA of Oryza sativa Japonica Group (Japanese rice), 2006 nucleotides long. RefSeq names its product APO protein 4, mitochondrial. The record is from RefSeq and is a predicted model, not a curated record. Gene Ontology annotation, molecular function: RNA binding. NCBI's taxonomy places the organism in Eukaryota, Viridiplantae, Streptophyta, Magnoliopsida, Poales, Poaceae.